Messenger RNA from Tripterygium wilfordii, 1191 nucleotides. Its product is annotated as peptidyl-prolyl cis-trans isomerase. Lineage: Eukaryota; Viridiplantae; Streptophyta; Magnoliopsida; Celastrales; Celastraceae. Gene Ontology annotation, molecular function: peptidyl-prolyl cis-trans isomerase activity. The transcript has 7 exons. The record is from RefSeq and is a predicted model, not a curated record. Gene Ontology annotation, biological process: protein peptidyl-prolyl isomerization; protein folding. The coding region runs from base 108 to 887 and encodes 259 amino acids.
UUUAUUGUAUUGUGUAUAAAUUCCCUCCUGUUCUAUCUCCUUCCAUCAAAAAGACUAGAACCACCGCCCUAUCUGGAAGAGACUCUAAUCCGAAACGCUCUGACAAAAUGGCCUCCGCAUUCUCUGCGCAAAUGGUGUGCGUCCCUCGCCUUGUUUUCCAGACUAGUUUUAGUCGAGAUGUUCCAGUGUUGGGCACUACACUCUUGCAACCAAAUUGCUCCAGAACCCCUACUCUGAGCUGGUCUACGACAUCGUUGGCAUCAGGAUCUCUCUAUGCAUCAAGCUUUCCCAUCGUCCAGCUUUCUAAACCACCUUCUAUUAAACACCGAAGGAUGGUGUGUUUUAACACACUGGCAAAGGAUCUAGACCUGCAAGCGGAAGUGACCACCAAGUGCUUCUUUGAUGUAGAGAUUGGUGGUGAGCCUGUGGGAAGAAUUGUAAUAGGCCUUUUUGGAGAUGUUGUUCCAAAAACUGUUGAGAACUUUCGUGCCUUGUGCACAGGAGAGAAAGGAUAUGGUUACAAGGGAUGCUCAUUCCACCGAAUCAUUAAAGAUUUCAUGAUCCAGGGUGGUGACUUCACUGAAGGAGAUGGAACUGGAGGAGUUAGUAUCUAUGGCUCUCGUUUUGAAGAUGAGAGUUUUUCUUUGAAGCAUGUUGGACCUGGAGUAUUGAGCAUGGCUAAUGCAGGUCCAAAUACCAAUGGGAGUCAAUUUUUCAUUUGCACAAUUAAGACUCCAUGGCUGGAUAAUCGGCAUGUCGUGUUUGGAAACGUCAUCGAUGGAAUAGAUGUUGUGCGUAAGCUUGAAUCACAAGAAACAAGCAGGUCGGAUUGCCCUCGGUUGCCUUGCAGAAUUGUGAAUUGCGGGGAGUUGCCCAAAGACAGUUGAUUUGCUUUCUCAUAUAUCACAUCGGUCAACUGAGAAGCGACAGUUUGUUCUGGUCCAAUUUUCCCUAAGUUCAUUGAAUUUUGUCCUCUUUAACAUUUUACCAUGCAGUCUCGUAUGUGAAAACUCCAUUCAGUUUAUCAGAGAGAACUUAUUAAAUAUUCGACGAUUCACAGUGGAGGUGCAUGUAUUCUUAUAUUAGGAUGAUUGCGAAUGUGCAGACUGCAGACAGUUGUCUUAAGAACAGAUAUUGCAUGUCAACAGAUUUACCCUUCGAGCUCUUUUUUUCACUAUGCAUUGCAACCUA